CGCGCGGGCCCGCGCUCCCCGCCCGCCCGCGGCCGCACUCACCAGCGCCGGAAUCCGCCCCGCGGCCCUCGCCCGCGCUCCACAGCCGGCUGGAAACGGCGGCGGCGCGGGCUCCACGUACAGCUCCUCUCCGGAGGCGUCCGGUCGCAGACUCUAUCGGAGGCGCUUCCUGUCCGUACCAGAGACUCAACCAUGAUUCUUCAGAGGAUCUUCAGGCUCUCCUCUGUCCUUCGUUCAGCAGUCUCCGUGCAUUUGAGGAGGAACAUUGGUGUUACAGCAGUGGCAUUUAAUAAGGAACUUGACCCUAUACAGAAACUCUUCGUGGACAAGAUAAGAGAGUACAAAUCAAAGCGACAGACGUCUGCAGGACCUGUUGACAUUGGCCCCGAGUAUCAGCAAGAGCUGGACAAAGAGCUUUAUAAGCUUAAACAGAUGUUUGGUAAAGGGGACAUGAAUACAUUUCCUACCUUCAAGUUUGAAGAUCCCAAAUUUGAACUCAUCGACAAACCGCAGUCCUGAGGAAUAUUAUAAAAUCAUGUGGUAAUCAUGAAUUAGUUGUACAACUAAUUUUUACAAAUUCAAAUAAAUGUUCAUUUCACAGUUA
Molecule: messenger RNA, 604 nt
Organism: Meriones unguiculatus (Mongolian gerbil)
Lineage: Eukaryota; Metazoa; Chordata; Mammalia; Rodentia; Muridae
Gene: Atp5pf
Product: ATP synthase peripheral stalk subunit F6
Exons: 5
Coding region: 193-519 (108 amino acids)
Biological process (GO): proton motive force-driven ATP synthesis
Molecular function (GO): proton transmembrane transporter activity
Source: RefSeq, a predicted model, not a curated record